Saccharomyces eubayanus is the source of this 558-nucleotide messenger RNA. RefSeq names its product Rec104p (gene REC104). The transcript has a single exon. The coding region runs from base 1 to 558 and encodes 185 amino acids. Gene Ontology annotation, biological process: meiotic DNA double-strand break formation. Lineage: Eukaryota; Fungi; Ascomycota; Saccharomycetes; Saccharomycetales; Saccharomycetaceae. The record is from RefSeq and is a predicted model, not a curated record.
AUGUCUACGAACAAGGAAGAAGAACAUCAGAUUGUUUGCACACAGGACUUUCUUCGACAAUAUUACGUAUCUGAAAGUGUAAGUAUUCAGUUUGGAUUAAACAACAAGACUAUUCGAACGAUAAAUGAAGAAGAAUUUAAUAAUGCAGCAAUGUGCAUCAUGACACGUACGAACUAUCCUGAAUCAACUUUAAAACGGUCAGCUUCAACUUACCUUUUGAACAGUUAUCACAAGAAGCCAGCGACUCUAUCUCUUCCUUUUGUCUUUGGCGACACUAUAAACCUCUCAGAAGCCAUGGAGGAUAACAACGAAAAUAAUCUACUGUACAGCGACACAUUAUACGGCGACGACUCAUUGACACAAAGAGGUGACCAGGUGGUGUAUAAAAUAGAUACACAAGAAGAAGAUUUUAGCUUUACAUUGUUACAAAGUGAGGCCAAUGAAACGAGGCCCCUGUCUUCGUCUAGCACCCCACAAAUACUGCAGUCCGAUUAUUCUGUCGUAAUGCAAGAGGGACAGACAUCAAAUGGAAGCAUAUUUCAGUUUAGCAGUCCCUGA